Molecule: messenger RNA, 1055 nt
Organism: Gamsiella multidivaricata
Lineage: Eukaryota; Fungi; Mortierellomycota; Mortierellomycetes; Mortierellales; Mortierellaceae
Exons: 4
Coding region: 170-874 (234 amino acids)
Source: RefSeq, a predicted model, not a curated record
UAUCUUUUCUUCCUGGUUGCAUCCAUACGUCCAUUCUCUACUCUUUUGAUCUUCUCUCUAUCAUCUGCCGUUCAGCAUCCGACGGGAGCACAUCCGCUUCAGCAGUUAGGGCAUAGCAAACAACCACGCAAGCACCUCCUCUCCAUCCCACUGCUUGAACGACUUCGAUAUGCAAGAGUCCAAACACUCUAGCUCUUUCGAGAUUGUCUCGAUCGAUGGCCACCACGCACAGGCACCCACUCAAGCGCCAGAACUGAACCCACCUCCGCCCACGUCAAAACAAGGAUGCAUGUACAUGUCCCGUCGAAGCCACCUUCUCGCACUCGCCUGCUAUCUCUUGACCUCUGGAUUAUCUAGCCUCUACUUUUGUUUGGUUCAGGCAGGAAUGAAAACCAUUGAGCUGUGUGAAUCUGUCGCCAGCUGCCUGUUUUACUCGACGCAGGGCUGGCCUGCCUUGGGGGAGCAGAGCAUUGACUUGCUCACCAUGUCGUAUAUCUCGGGCAGUAUUUCUGUCAUGGGAGGCAUUCUGGGGACCUUUGGUAUUUACGCUGCCUACAAGAAAUCAGCCACAAAAGUCCGGCUGUUCGCCAAGGCAUGGUGGAUCAUGAUAGGCAUGUUCAUCGGCUCCACAGUCCUGACUCUCUUUCUCACGGUCGUCCACAGAGACCGCUUUUUGGUCCAAUGUGCAAUCGAACAUGACGAGAUUUUGGGCACAGCCGAAUGCGAUACCAUGUACGGAGCCGCACUCCUGGGUUCCUUAAUCGGGUGCCUCAUCGGCGUCACCAUGGUCUGGUGUUAUGGAGAGGAUGUAGUUAGGUACUCGGUCGAAUUGGAGACUGCAGAGGAGAAGACGAGACGUCUCGAGAGAUUCUAGCAAGCAGCAACUGAACGCAGAGGUCGAGAUAAGAGUGGGUCGCUGCAAAUCAGUUCACCCACCCUGGUCUCACCCAUCCUGGUCUCACUUUGACUUAGCAUACCCAUAAAAACAACUAUCUGCGAACAAUGUGUUGGCACAUGGCGUAGACUACUUCGGACGAGGAUCGCCCAAUUUUGAU